AUGAACCGAAAAACCAGAUUUCAAACGCGGAACGUGCGUGUUCAAGGGUCACUUUCCCACGAGAAAUUGCUCAUGGAGACGUACAAUGACAUAACAAAAUUGCCUCCUAUUGAGAAGACCAUUCAGUCCUACUUUGAACAAGAGAAACCCUAUAUGACUGAAGAGGAGCUCUCAACACCUGCUUUAGUUCAAGUCAUUUGUUUGGAUGGUGAGCUUUAUUACCCUUCUCAUAUCAUACAAGAACUCAUCAAGUCGGAAUUUGUUCGCGAGAAGACUGUGCCGUGCUUCGCGAGGUAUUCCAAACAGAUUGUAUCUGACAUUUUCUCGUCUUUUGUAUUCAACAGAUUUCCCGACUUCUCGCAGUACACAUCACUCCAGUUGGCAGAAGCUAUUGGAACGAUCACUUACUUUGUGAACCUCCAGAAGAACAUCGUCUCUUCGAUUGUAGCCGUAGUUAUUAGUCAUGCUCUGAUUUUCGACGAGAAGGUCGAAGAGGACUUAGUGUGUGUCUUAAUUAGAAUGAACGACGUCGAGGCGUUACAAUCGCUUUCAUUAAUUUUUCAGUCUUCUGUAGUGGAGACUAUUUUGAAAUUCUUAUUACAAUUCGGCAAAGUUGACGUGAAGAAAUUGGAUACCAACAACGUGUUAUACUUCGGUAAAAUCGCUAUCGAUAACUUGGACUUCAAAUUAUUCAGAGAAUUUGCAAAGGAAGCGAUCGAUCGACAAAUCACUAGCAUCGGCAUCUUUUUAUGGAAGUUCUGGAGUGUCUAUGACAAAGCAGUCGAAGAAGGUAUACUCGACUUAUUCAUACUUGCUGUUCAGAACUUGAAGAAUGAAGACACCGACUUGUACUUCAUGAUCACUGUGGAAGAGAUCCUUCAACAUGAAGACUAUUUGCCUUACCUUCAAAUGAUCAUCGCACACAUCAUCCACAUCUUGGAUACGAGAUGUACUAAUAUCCUCCUCCCACAUUGCUUAAAAAUUAUUGGGAUGUUCACUGGUACCGAGCACUCAAAUAAGAUUAUAUUCUCAAAUUACUGGCACUCUCUCGUCUUUAAGAGGAUCACCGGCAAAUUUGAAUUCUUAUCCCUUUCCCUCCCAAUACUCGUGAAUCUGUUAUCAACUAUUCCAUGCUGUAAACAACAAGUCGUGACAGCGUCCGGUAAACGCACAACAUUCUGUGAACUUACUGGAAAGUGUUAUUUGAAAGGGACGUGUAUUGUGGAAAUGCUGAUAUCAUUUCUUAGCAGCGCACAAGACCCUUCUGAGAUCCUUCAAAUAUUCGACUUGUUGACAAGUACCCUCCAACACGAUGUUUUAGACUCGACUCUUCCAAGUUUCAUGUUACCAAUAUUACUCGAAAUUACUAAGAAAUACGCACAUGACGAAGCCAUUGUUUCAAGAGGGUUGAAUUUGUUUGCAGACAUACUUUUUAGAACCAAAUUUGUGUUGAGCGAGAAGAUGAUCUCCGAGAUCAAGGGUAUAACUACUUUCAUGUUAGAGCGUUCUCCUGAUAUCGUGAGGGGUAUUGUACGCAUUAUGAAGUACAUCGGUACAUUAAACAUCCAAUUUUUAGCGACAUAUGGAUUUGUGCAGAUGCUCUCGACCAUUGUUAAGACAUACACAACCACACCAUCCGUGCUAUUUAUAGCAAUAGACAUAGUGUCCAACCUCUAUUGUAAAAAUGUCAUGUGUGACUAUAUGAAAUCGGAGGGGACUCCGGAGGACAUUUCAAUCUGUUUAAAAAUGUCACUCGACAAUUACGAGCAAAUGAAAAGUGUUCAUGGGUUCAAUCAAUUUGUAGAAAACUGUUGUUUCAUAUUGGGGUUUGCAAGUCAGGAAUGUACCGACAAAGAAACUUUAGAACAGUGGAUCAGCGCCGUUUCAGAGGCUACAAACAACUUCCCAAACAACAUUAAAAUCACAGAGAGUACCAAAGUACUUCAACUCAUCGCCAAGUCUUUUUUAUAA
Molecule: messenger RNA, 1971 nt
Organism: Entamoeba invadens IP1
Lineage: Eukaryota; Evosea; Mastigamoebida; Endamoebidae
Exons: 1
Coding region: 1-1971 (656 amino acids)
Source: RefSeq, a predicted model, not a curated record